AUGUCUCCAAACCCAGAGAACGAGCAUGUCGACCAUGAAUUGUCUUCGAAACAAGACAUGGAGGCAACCAUAGCCGACCCUCAGCUCGAGGACGCGUCCACCAUCGUCAUACCAGAUCGACAGCUCGAGAAAAAGGUCGUUCAGAAGCUCGACUUGCGCCUGGCUCCCAUGUUUGCCGUCCUCUACUUCAUCGCCUAUCUCGACCGAAGUUGGAAACGCCGCCAUCGUGGGCUUGACCGAAGACCUGAAGCUGACUGGUGCGCAGUUCAGUACCGCCGUCAGUGUUUUCUUUGCAACCUAUGUGGCGUUUGAGAUCCCGGUCGUUCUGGCCAUGAAGAAAUUGAAGCCCAGCAGAGCCAUCACUAUGAUGGUGAUCGGUUGGUCGACAAUCACGAUCGGAACUGCCUUUGUCAAGAACUACGGGGAACUCGUCGCCGUUCGUCUUCUUCUCGGUUUGUGCGAGGCUGGUUUCUUCCCUAGUUUGAGCUUGUACAUCACAAUGGUUUACAAGAGAGAGGAACAAGUAUGUGAAAUUCCAUCAACUUCAUCCGGUUACAGGCUGACAGCAUCCAGGGUCGCCGGAUGGCCUACCUCUUCGGAUCUGUCGCCCUUGCCGGCAUGUUCGGCGGCCUGCUCGCCACUGGUAUCACCAAGAUUGGUCAUGCUCAUGGACUGAACGCCUGGAGGUAAAACCGAUCCACGGAGAGCAGUUUACGAUGACCCUUUGAAUAGUCUAACUCCCACAAUAGUUGGCUGUACAUUAUCGAAGGUUGCAUUUCAUUCAUCGCAGCUGCCUGGGUAUUUUGGGGAUUACCCAAUAACCCAUCCGAGGCCAAAUUCUGGAAACCGGAAGAGAAAGCGGUUAUGCUUGCUCGGGAUCGCCAACGCCUUUGA
Molecule: messenger RNA, 894 nt
Organism: Clonostachys rhizophaga
Lineage: Eukaryota; Fungi; Ascomycota; Sordariomycetes; Hypocreales; Bionectriaceae
Source: the annotation of a GenBank genome assembly